GAAAACCUCACAGCGCCAUCAUGUAGCGCUGCCACAGUUUACAGUGAUUGGGCAAUGCAGCCACAUGGCCACGCCCCCUCACUAUCACAGCUAAUAUUUACAUCUGAGACUAGAAAGUACAGUAAGUGAUCAGCAAUAGCAGGCAAGCCAUCAUUCAACGUGUCUGUCGGAUCAUACAGUAGGAGGAAAUGAAUACUUACUUUGACUAUUUUUCAAGUGGAGACGUUUUAGCAUUGUCAGCUAAGUUCUGCCAUGCUGAACACAGGCCUGGCCCUCUGCAACCUUAUUCCGUUCCUGGAGAGAGUAUGGGGAGUGUGCCCGUAGGUGCAAAUUACCAAGAUCAGCAUCAAUCUCAUACUCGUUCACCAAUCAGGUUUCCUCCGGGUACUUUAGAAAUACCCUACGAUAGCAGUCAAAAUGGGGCCGAGUUCAGCUACCUGGGCCAGGGUGCAGGAUAUGGUUUAACAUAUGGGUGUAAUAACGAAGCAGACGACAUCGGGCCACAGGUCCAGUACAUGACUUCUGUAUACCCAGGAAAUGGAUCAUUUCCACUUAACCAUGGACAAUCUGGUUACAACAGCCUUGGUGAGCAAGAUUGUUACAACCAAUGCAAUAAGGAACAGCGUGAUCGUGAUAUUUAUUUGGGAAGUUAUCAAAGUCUUUCACCCUCUCAGGAAAGUUACCCAAAACCAAAUUCACCAAGAGAUGAGACAUCAGUCACAGCAAAUACAUUUGAGUGGAUGAAAAUCAAAAGAAACAACCCCAAAAACAGUAAAGUGACCGAAUGUGGAUUGACCAAUACUGUCGCUACAGCUCGGACGAAUUUUACUACCAAACAACUCACAGAACUGGAAAAGGAAUUCCAUUUUAACAAAUAUCUAACCAGAUCCAGGAGAGUUGAGAUAGCAACAACGCUGCAGCUAAACGAGACCCAGGUGAAGAUCUGGUUUCAGAACCGGAGAAUGAAACAGAAAAAGAGGGAACGAGAUGGCCUUGCGGUUUCGGCUCCCUUUAGCUCAAAUAACUCGGACACUUCUGCGUCAGAAAACAGUUCUCCAAUUUCAUCUCCUUCUUGCUCUCCAAAAAGUUAUGCAUGAAUGUAGGCCAAUGAUAUUUAAGUGUUUAUAUAUGUUUCAGGUUAUUUUCAGAGGGGGUUCAUGUGGUCAAGUUGUAAAACGUGAUGAUUUACAAUGCUGAAAACCAACUUAAUUUUUUUUUUUUUUUUUUUUUUGGAAAUGCAGCGUUUUCCCUAUGUAAGUGCUAAAAAAACUGCAUUUUAUUACAAUUUGAAAAAUGUGACCAAUACAUCCAUUCAGGGAUCUUCCCAUUUGUCAGAUAAACAGGUUUGCAAUAAUCUUUUAACAAAUGUUUGUUUUAUUUUGUUUUUGUCAAUGAACAACAAAUAUAUAUUAUUCAUUGCACUAAUGUUUCGUUAUGAUGCUAAAUUAUUCCUGUAUAUUUGUAAAUAUUCUAUACUUAUAGGUUUUUUUUUUGUUUUCAUUAUGAAAGUUGUCCCGGGCAGCAUGUUUACUUUUUUUAAAUUGAAAUGAUUGUUUCCAUGUCAAACACAAGUACUGCCUUAGUAUUACCGAAUUGCUUUAAAAAAAAAAACAGUUUACUGUCUACCAACCAAACCAAAGGGCUAUUGAAAGCUGCUAUACAUCUCUAUCCAAAUAUAAAACUAAUCACAGAAGCACCAGGUUAAACGCCAUGGGAAGUUUGCACUAUGUAUGUCUCAGGUUAAAAGGUUAACUUGCUGCUAAGUAACCAUAGGUGCCUAUUAUUUAUCGACGUUAAAUGCUGGUUUUAAGUUCGUAUUUUUCAGAGACUGAAUUAAGAUUUAUAUGUGCGCUAUUUAUAUGUAAUUCAAAAUCCAUCCAAUCUAAUAUGAAUCACUCAGUUUCUUCUGUUGGAAGUGUUGUUCUUCAAUCCUCUUUGUUAAAGGUGAAAUCUAACACCAACGCAUGUAAGCAUUUUUUUUAAUAAAAUGAGA
Messenger RNA from Acipenser ruthenus (sterlet), 1993 nucleotides. RefSeq names its product homeobox protein Hox-D1-like. The transcript has 2 exons. Bases 189 to 1097 code for a protein of 302 amino acids. Gene Ontology annotation, cellular component: nucleus. Gene Ontology annotation, molecular function: DNA-binding transcription factor activity, RNA polymerase II-specific; RNA polymerase II cis-regulatory region sequence-specific DNA binding. NCBI's taxonomy places the organism in Eukaryota, Metazoa, Chordata, Actinopteri, Acipenseriformes, Acipenseridae. The record is from RefSeq and is a predicted model, not a curated record. Gene Ontology annotation, biological process: regulation of transcription by RNA polymerase II.